AUGCUCAGCGUGGCCCAGCGUCUUCAGGCCGAGGUCAGAGUGCUGUGCCUCGUGUUGACCUACCCUGGGCAGCACCGUAGCCGCGCCCUCCCCGUCCACCUUACCUGGGCUAGACGCUGCUCCCAGGUGUAUUUCAUCACCAACAACGCAACCAGUCACAAGGAAGAGGAGGAGGAGGAAGAGGAGGAAGAUGAGGAGAGGAAGAAGAGGAAGAGGAGGAGGAAGGAGGAGGAGGAGGAGGCUGUGAGGACUCUUCCUUUCCUCUUUGCUGAUGAUGCUGAUGAGGGGAAGAGCGGUUUGUGGGAGAAGACGAAGUUCGCCUUCAGCCACGCACACAGGAACCAUCUUGAGGAUUUCGAGUGGUUCCUGAAGGCGGAUGACGACACCUACGUUAUCAUGGAAAAUCUACGCUACUUUCUACAUGACAAGGACCCCGAGCUACCUCACUACUUCGGCUCACACUUCACCCCCUAUGCCCCCAAGGGCUACAUGAGCGGCGGUGCAGGCUACGUGCUGAGCAGAGGGGCGCUGAAGGCCUUCCAGAGACAGACAGACAGCGACAGCAACAACAUCAACAACAACAACAACAACAACAACAGCAAUACGAUAUACACGGAAGAAGAUGUUGAAAUGGGUGGGGUGCUGGCGCGUGCAGGAGUCUACCCCGGGGACUCCAGAGACCAGAAUGGACUGCCCAGGUUCUUUCCAUUCUAUCCUUCCUUCCUGCUGGCCGAGAAGGAGCCCGAGUUUUGGUACUGGAAGACCCUUGCACACGACCACACCACGGGUCUGGGGUGCUGCAGUCCACAUACGGUCUCCUUCCACUACGAAUACGGGGAUCUUCUCUACGAGCUGGAGUUUCUAAUCUACCACUUGAAGCUCUUUGGCGUGGACGGGAGAGCGGAGAAGUGCUGACAGAGAUAGAGAGAUUGAUAGAGUUGUGGGUAGGCAGGAAGACAGGUAGGUGGGUAGAUUAGUAGAUACAUGGAUGAGCAGACAGAGUUAUAGGUAGGUGGGUAGAUUAGUAGAUACGUGGAUGAGUAGACAGAGUUAUAGAAAGGUGGGAAGACGGGUAGGUGGAUAGAUUGAUAGAUAAGUAAAUAGACAGAGUUGUAUUUAGACAGGAAGACAGGUAGGUGGGUAGAUAGAUUGAUAGAUAAAUUAAUAGACAGAGUUAUAGGUAGGUGGGCAGACAGGUAGGUGGGUAGACUGGUAGAUAGAUGGAUGAAUAGACAGAGUUAUAGAUAGGUGGGAAGACAGGUAGGUGGGUAGACUGGUAGAUAGAUGGAUGGAUAGACAGAGUUAUAGAUAGGUGGGAAGACGGGUAGCUGGGUAGAUAGGUAGAUAGAUAAAUGAAUAGACAGAGUUAUAGGUAGGUGGGUAGAUAGAUUGAUAGAUAAAUGAAUAGACAGAGUUAUAGGUAGGUGGGAAGACGGGUAGGUGGGUAGAUAGGUAGAUAGAUAGAGGUAGAGGCAGUGCUGACAGAGGUAAAUAGACAGACAAAUAGAUAGAUAUUGAUAGACAGAUAUAUAGUUCAUAAUAUGCAGUCAUCUCCGAGCGGCCUAAGACUACCCACAUGCUGUCCUGAAAACCACCUAUCAACCCGGACUCUGGCGACACUCUACCACAAGACUAAGGAUGUUCUGGUGUACGCGGGUUCGAUUCCAGCUAUUAAAAGUGUGGAAAAUGACCUCCAUCGACCGGAACUUAAAAGAAACAUCAAGUGAAGCUUCAAAAAGAGGGUUCGAACUACCACAUGAAGCAGUUCGAUACGGAGGAGGCGGUGCAGCUGAGAGAGAGAGAGAGAGAGAGAGAGAGAGAGAGAGAGAGAGAGAGAGAGAGAGAGAGAGAGAGAGUACGCGGGUUCGACUCCAGCUAUUAAAAGUGUGGAAAAUGACCUCCAUCGACCAGAACUUAAAAGAAACAUCAGUGAAGCUUCAAAAAGAGGGUUCGAACUACCAUAUGUGAAGCAGUUCGAUACGGAGGAGGCGGUGCAGCUGAGAGAGAGAGAGAGAGAGAGAGAGAGAGAGAGAGAGA
Molecule: messenger RNA, 2037 nt
Organism: Eriocheir sinensis (Chinese mitten crab)
Lineage: Eukaryota; Metazoa; Arthropoda; Malacostraca; Decapoda; Varunidae
Product: glycoprotein-N-acetylgalactosamine 3-beta-galactosyltransferase 1-like
Exons: 7
Coding region: 1-915 (304 amino acids)
Cellular component (GO): membrane
Molecular function (GO): N-acetylgalactosaminide beta-1,3-galactosyltransferase activity
Source: RefSeq, a predicted model, not a curated record